Molecule: messenger RNA, 246 nt
Organism: Parastagonospora nodorum SN15
Lineage: Eukaryota; Fungi; Ascomycota; Dothideomycetes; Pleosporales; Phaeosphaeriaceae
Exons: 2
Coding region: 1-246 (81 amino acids)
Source: RefSeq, a predicted model, not a curated record
AUGUCUGCAUUCCUUGCCCUCGCCCCACACAAAGCCGGCCAUCUAUCCAUCAUCAUCCAUAAAAGCCCUGAUACGGUACAACAACGUGCUAAGGGUUCGAAAGCAGGAAGGAUGGAGCACCAGAGCAAUACGCGUAGCCUGGGCACAUUCGAGCGCGUCCAUCUUGUCAAGGACCGUGAUGCAGUUCACGGUCCGCAGUACGCGAGUGGACGGCUUUCGUUAAUCAUCAGCUUGGGUGCACGCUGA